Molecule: messenger RNA, 1563 nt
Organism: Cricetulus griseus (Chinese hamster)
Lineage: Eukaryota; Metazoa; Chordata; Mammalia; Rodentia; Cricetidae
Source: RefSeq, a predicted model, not a curated record
AUGGAGCCCGGGCUGCUGCGGCCAGCGCCCGUGAGCGAGGUCAUCGCCCUUCAUUACAACUACACCGGCAAGCUUCGGGGAGCGCGCUACCAGCCCGGCGCCGGUCUGCGCGCAGAUGCCGCCGUGUGCCUGGCUGUGUGCGCCUUCAUCGUGCUGGAGAACCUGGCAGUGCUCUUGGUGCUGGGCCGCCACCCUCGCUUCCAUGCGCCCAUGUUCCUGCUCCUGGGCAGCCUCACCCUGUCGGACCUGUUGGCGGGGGCGGCCUAUGCCACCAACAUCCUGCUGUCGGGACCGCUCACGCUGCGCCUGUCGCCCGCGCUCUGGUUUGCGCGCGAGGGGGGCGUUUUCGUGGCACUGGCCGCAUCGGUGCUGAGCCUCCUGGCCAUUGCGCUGGAGCGCCACCUCACCAUGGCACGUCGAGGACCGGCGCCCGCCGCCAGUCGCGCUCGCACACUGGCGAUGGCUGUGGCCGCCUGGGGCGCGUCGCUGCUGCUCGGGCUGCUGCCUGCGUUGGGCUGGAACUGCCUGGGACGCCUGGAAACCUGCUCCACUGUGCUGCCGCAGUGUGCCAAGGCCUACGUGCUCUUCUGCGUGCUGGCGUUCCUGGGCAUCCUGGCUGCCAUCUGUGCGCUCUAUGCAAGGAUUUAUUGCCAAGUGCGAGCCAACGCGCGUCGACUGCGGGCGCGGCCUGGGUCCCGCAGGGCCACCUCGUCCUCGCGAUCGCGGCACACGCCACGGUCGCUGGCCCUGCUCCGCACGCUCAGCGUGGUGCUCCUGGCCUUCGUGGCCUGCUGGGGACCUCUGUUUCUUUUGCUAUUGCUGGAUGUAGCGUGCCCAGCCCGCGCGUGUCCCGUGCUCCUGCAGGCGGACCCCUUCCUGGGCUUAGCCAUGGCUAACUCGCUGCUGAAUCCCAUCAUCUACACGUUCACCAACCGAGACCUGCGCCACGCCCUCCUGCGGCUGCUCUGCUGUGGCCGAGGGCCCUGUAACCAGGGCUCCUCCAACAGCUUGCAGCGGUCUCCUAGUGCUGCUGGGCCUUCGGGCGGUGGCCUACGACGCUGCCUGCCACCAAGCCUGGAUCGCAGCUCCAGCCCAUCAGAACAUUCGUCUCCCCAUCAGGACAGGGCGGACACUAGCUGCUCCACCGGCAGUCCGGGAGCAGCAACCACCAAUCGGACCCUGGUGCCUGCUGCUACAGACUGAUGCUCCCCAGCCCACUGUGGCCCUUCUAAGAGCAGACUGAUUCUCCGACAGAAAAGAAGGGAGGGAAAUGGAUCAACUGUCCCAGAACAGGAACAGACAAAAAUGCAUGCCUCUCGUACGUUUGACAUGGACAAUAGUAAUGAGGAGAAAGCGACGGGAAGGAGGAUGGUUAGUGACGUCACCUGAGCUGGGAAUCCUGAGGCAGAGCCAGUCAGUGUGACUGGAGCAGAAGUUGAGGAGGAGCCGUAAGCUGAAAGGGUAGAUUGUGGGAAGUCUUGUUGAUUCUGAGGAAGGCCUGUGAUCUGACUCUGAGUGAAGUGGAAGCCACAGAGUUCUAAACAAAGUCGGGAUUUGCCCAGA